This is a messenger RNA of Liolophura sinensis, 1206 nucleotides long. Its product is annotated as melatonin receptor type 1B-like. Gene Ontology annotation, cellular component: membrane. Gene Ontology annotation, biological process: G protein-coupled receptor signaling pathway. Gene Ontology annotation, molecular function: G protein-coupled receptor activity. Lineage: Eukaryota; Metazoa; Mollusca; Polyplacophora; Chitonida; Chitonidae. The record is from RefSeq and is a predicted model, not a curated record. The coding region runs from base 1 to 1206 and encodes 401 amino acids. The transcript has 4 exons.
AUGACUCCAUGGGUCGGUUAUCUGACUUCACGGCUGGACAAAGGCACAGCAAGGAUACCAUCUAGCUGUAAGUUUGAGAGGGGUGGCUCAGCAAGUGCUUGUUCAUGCUGCAAGUGGCGCGAGAGCAAGUUACAAGGAGUUAGUGACCGCGUUGCGCCAGAGAUUGGAGGAAUUAUACAAAUCUGCUUGAUGGCCCAGCAGUCACUCACCAAUGCUGUCGCUGUAAUAGGCGCCGUUUUCGUGACCAAGAAGCUGAGGACAACAGGAAACAUGUUCAUCGCCAAUUUAGCCUUAGCCGAUCUGUGUGUGACAACAGUGGUUGAUCCCUUCAGCAUAGUUGGUGUGAUUGCCGGUCCGCAAUUUUUUCACGACAAACAUGUACUUUGUCAUCUGGUGGCGUCCGUAUGCUUGACAAGCUGCGUGUGCUCCAUGUGGAAUAUCGGGGCUAUCGCUGUCAACAGAUGCAUCUUCAUCUGUCACCACCAGGUGUACAGACGCAUCUACUCGUGGAAGAAGACGAUCUUCAUUUGUUUCCUGCUCUGGGUCUGGUGCGCCGUCAUGGAAAUGCCUAACUUUUUCGGAUGGGGAGGUCAUACCUUUGACACUAAGACGAUGGCGUGUAGUUACAACAGGUUGGCUGAUUACUCUUACACUCUAUUCUUCUGCUUCUUCGCCAUCGGCCUGCCCCUCUUGGUGGUCUUCAUCAGCUACCUACGUAUAUUCCUCUACGUUCGCGAUACAAAGCUUCAGCUGGAGAAGGUAGUUAUGAAAGGCGCUUCAGGAGAUAACGGGCAGGUAGUGAAAGGAAGUCAUCUCGAUCAAAUGAUGAAGGGUCGCAAGAAAGAGGAGCUAGCGCUUGUGAAAACUCUGUUCAUGGUCUUCGUGAUAUUUUUGGUCUGCUGGUUGCCGUACGCCGUGGUGGUCUUGCUGGACUUCGCCGACAACUGGAGCAAGGUCGUUUACGUCGUUGUCAUUCAGAUGGGGCACACAAACAGUUCUCUUAACAGCAUACUCUACGCAGCGUCCAACAAGCGGUUUCGCCACGGCUACCUCAAGUUCAUCUGUCUCUUGUGCUGGCCUUGUCGUAGAACAAAAUCCCUGGUGUCCGGCGAUAGCAUUCAGCACAGCUCAUCUUCCUUAAACAAUCUGGUCACAUCAAAGAACUCAUCUCAAGGCUCGAACGCCAACAACUUGGACAAGUUUUAA